Drosophila eugracilis is the source of this 361-nucleotide messenger RNA. RefSeq lists its product as uncharacterized. The record is from RefSeq and is a predicted model, not a curated record. The coding region runs from base 229 to 357 and encodes 42 amino acids. NCBI's taxonomy places the organism in Eukaryota, Metazoa, Arthropoda, Insecta, Diptera, Drosophilidae. The transcript has a single exon.
AGUUUUUCAGUAAAUAUUUUAGAACAUACGUGUACCAAUUGAAAUUAUUAAAAUGUUCAAAAUUUGGUUUCUGUGCAGGACAAGUUCAUUUUUCGAACCGAUAACGAUACUAUCGAAAGGCAAUCGGAGUUUGUACCAUCACGGGCGGAUGUCCUGGUGGGGCUGGAAAAGCUGGCGUUGCGAGGAAAAUUCAGUCUUCAGCGCGUGUCCAUCGAAUCGGCAGUGAAAAUGUGCCAGCGGCGGUUCUUCAGCAGCAAGUACACCAGUUUCCACAAGAAUCACAUCAAGUUGUUUGCCGUUUACAUGAAAACGGCGAAUUUGAUGCAAAACUUCAAUGUGCUGAAGCGUUCGCUGUAAGCGC